AUCCGGGGUCACGUCGGUCUUCCGGGUGUUUCUGACAGGGCUUUGGACGCCGCUCUUUCGGCGACUUUUUGGUCUUCCGCUUCUUGCCACUGCCCCCAACCUCCCACCUCCGUGCUGCCCCUGCCUGUUGUCGUGUCGCUCCGCCCGGGCCGCCGAGCCCGGAGUUCAGAUCGCGGGCCGGAACCGGAGCCGGAGCCGGGCCUAGCCAUUCCGCGGGCCACCACCUCCUUUGGCUCGGGCGAAAGCCACGACCGUCGCCGGCCCGGCCUGGGAGCUCCCGGGCGGCAGUGCCGGCGGCCCCGCUUAGCCCUGCCCGAGGACACCGUGAGUUAGGGGGCUUCGGAGAGGGACGCCGCCCUGGGGGCCCAGGCCGGGGGCGGGGCCCGGGGAACUUUCUCUGAAACUCUGCUGUUUUGCUUUGCGUGGGAGGCUCGGGCCGUUUCUCCGCGAUCCCGGGCUGCGGGGCGGACCCGGCUGCUGCACUUUCUGAAGAAUCUCAGGACCGCUUACUCUUUCCACGCCUUUCUCCUCCUCGCGCCCCGUCCUCCGUCUAGGACCGAGAAGGAAGAUAGGCUCGGGACCCCUGCAUGGUGUUUCAAAGGGUGGUGAAGAACUAAGGUAGAAGAAUACAUGUUCACUUUUAGUGAACAAGAGCAUGUUCCCAAACUCAAUUUUGGGUCGCCCGCCUUUCACGCCAAACCAUCAACAACAACAAAACUUCUUCGCCCUGUCACCAACUCUUUAUUCACACCAGCAGCUUAUAGAUGCCCAGUUCAACUUUCAGAACGCAGACUUGUCUAGAGCUGUGACAUUACAGCAGCUGACGUAUGGAAAUGUCAGUCCAAUACAGACCUCAACUUCCCCAUUAUUUCGAGGAAGGAAGAGAUUAAGCGAUGAGAAAAACCUUCCUCUUGAUGGUAAACGGCAGCGUUUUCAUUCACCCCACCAAGAGCCAACUAUAGUUAACCACAUAGUGCCUUUAUCAGGUGAAAGAAGAUACUCAAUGCCACCAUUGUUUCAUACACACUAUGUGCCAGAUAUAGUCAGAUGUGUUCCACCCUUUCGAGAAAUACCAUUUUUAGAACCUAGAGAAAUCACACUGCCUGAGGCCAAAGAUAAGUUGAGUCAGCAGAUAUUGGAGCUAUUUGAAGCAUGUCAGCAGCAAGUAAGCGAUUUAAAGAAGAAAGAACUCUGUCGAACACAGCUGCAGAGAGAAAUUCAGCUGUUAUUUCCACAAAGCAGACUUUUUUUGGUGGGAUCCUCUUUGAAUGGAUUUGGUACCCGGAGCAGUGAUGGUGAUUUAUGUCUAGUUAUUAAAGAGGAACCAUGUUUUUUUCAGGUAAAUCAGAAGACUGAAGCACGACAUAUACUCACCUUAGUCCAUAAACACUUCUGUACUAGACUUUCUGGCUACAUUGAGAGACCUCAGCUGAUUCGAGCAAAAGUGCCAAUUGUGAAGUUCAGGGAUAAAGUCAGUUGUGUGGAGUUUGACUUGAAUGUAAACAAUAUUGUUGGAAUAAGAAACACAUUCCUUCUGAGAGCUUAUGCAUACCUUGAAAAUCGAGUUCGUCCGUUAGUACUGGUGAUUAAGAAGUGGGCGAGUCACCAUGAUAUAAAUGAUGCCAGUCGUGGUACUUUAAGCAGCUAUAGUCUUGUAUUGAUGGUUUUGCACUAUUUACAAACCCUACCUGAACCCAUCCUUCCAUCCAUCCAAAAAAUUUACCCAGAAUCUUUCAGUCCUGCUAUACAGUUGCACCUUGUACAUCAAGCACCAUGUAAUGUUCCUCCUUACCUCUCAAAGAAUGAAUCAAGUCUUGGGGACCUCUUACUGGGCUUUCUUAAAUAUUACGCUACAGAAUUUGACUGGAACAGUCAAAUGAUUUCAGUUCGUGAAGCCAAAGCCGUUCCCAGGCCUGAUGGUAUUGAAUGGAGAAAUAAAUAUAUCUGUGUAGAAGAACCUUUUGAUGGAACAAAUACAGCCAGAGCUGUACAUGAAAAGCAGAAGUUUGACAUGAUCAAGGAUCAAUUUUUAAAGUCAUGGCACAGAUUGAAAAACAAAAGAGAUUUGAACAGUAUACUACCUUUAAGAGCUGCUAUCCUGAAAAGAUAACUGGCCUCUAUUUCUCAAUAAAUUCUUCUGAGAAAUAAAGAACAAUAGUAACAUCAUAAUGCAUUUUGUUUACCUCCACCCUGGUUUCUUUUUAAUUGUUCUUCUUGUUUUCAUGUUUUAUUUUUAAGAGGACAUACUUAUAUAAAGAUUGCAUAUUUUAUUACAACAUUUCCUAAUAAAAACCUUUGAUUUAAAGAUGUAUUUUUGAAAAUGUUUACAUUGAUGACUAGUAAUAUUAUGGCAUGAAUUUUCAGGAGAUCAGAUAAAAUAUUUUUGGGGGAAUUAUCUGAACAAAUAAAAGGUUUUUGAUAUAAACUUCAAUUAAUUGUACCACGUGCUAAUACUGAGGAGCUGUGUGGCAUUUUGGACAGGGUCCGACUCAGACAUACUUACAGCAUAACCUAUAGUCGAUGGUUUGUUGCCUCUCUGUUCUAGUAAGGUGAAGAGUCAAGUCAGUUAUUCAGUUACUUGAAGCAAAAUGACAUCUUUUAUUUCAAUGAAAUCACUGCAGAGAGGCGUGAAAUACUGGACAAUUGCCUUCAGUCUUCACGUGACUCACUGGGAUAGACGGAGGCUUUGGGUGUGUCUCUGUGAGCAUGUCAUUAGUACCUCACAUGCUUUUGAUGUAUUUUUGAGAUUGCUUUAAUUUUUUUGUUGAAACGACAGUACAUUUUGCACUGUAGUAAUAUGAGCACUGACUGUGUUGUUCGGCAGUUAGUGAAUUGUCUUAAAGGAUCAGUUCAGUGUAGACAUUUUGAAAAGAUUAAGUCUCCUGUGCUUUAUGAUAACUUAGUGCAAUGUACACUCUGGCUUUACUUCCCAUUCUCCUGCUCUUACUCUCCCUGUGACAUGAAACAGAAACUGAAAGAUCAACGUUGAGAUUAUAUCCUAUUGAUAGUAUCAGACUUUUUUCUGUGUACAAUUAUAGGAUUGUAAUCUAAACUGGAACUUUUAGGCAGUAAGCCACUAUAAAAUGUUUUAGGUAAGACAUAACGAAAUUAUUAUAAAUAAAGUGUUAAUGUUUGUAACGAUAUCUUUUUAGUAUCUCCUUCCCACGUGAAGAAGUAGUGGUGGCUGCUAAAAGAGCUACGGUGUUUAUUAAGGUUGUUUUGGUUUAUGUAAAUAUUUGUAAAUUCAUCAACUCCUGUACAUUUAAAUAUGAAAAGUAAUCUUGAAAACAGUUUUAACUUUUUCAAAAUGACUGUGUACAACUUCUUUUAGACCUGCUGUAGCACAGUUUGUACCUCUCAUGUAUUUGGUUUUUUUGCAGACCAAUUCAAAUGCUAAGACUUGCUUUUCUUUGACUUGUAAAAGGUGCAUAUUGUCAUUUUCUUCUUUAAGUUUAAAUUUUUGUAUGAUGUCAAAUGGAAUAAAGUUUGUAUCUGGAAAUUGU
Molecule: messenger RNA, 3503 nt
Organism: Equus quagga
Lineage: Eukaryota; Metazoa; Chordata; Mammalia; Perissodactyla; Equidae
Gene: TENT2
Product: terminal nucleotidyltransferase 2
Exons: 15
Coding region: 656-2110 (484 amino acids)
Cellular component (GO): cytosol
Molecular function (GO): poly(A) RNA polymerase activity
Source: RefSeq, a predicted model, not a curated record